GUGCGGAGAGAGAGAAACCUGCGCCUAGCAAGUAGCUAGGCUAAUGUAGCCAGCUAGCUUCGCCACUGUUAUAUAAGUAUAGCUCAUAGUCCCAUGGCAGAGCACAGCGCAGUAAACGCUUAAUACUGAACUGUAGGCGCUCUACCAGCAAACCCUAGUGCUGUAGAAACCCCCAUCGUAGCCGUACCGCACUGGAUCCCUCCCUCCUGGUAACGGUAAGACUGUCUCCUCUGCUACGCCCGCCCUAGCUUUGCUUUAGGUGCAGCCGUCCUCUUCUUCAUCGGGGGUUCGAGAGUUUUUGAACAGUAGUGCAUGAUCCACGGUAAUGGCUUCGGCUUGCGUCAACAACAUCGGAGUGUCACCGGAGAACUUCCUUGACUGUCCGCCGGCGAAUUUCUCGUCAUACGGAUGGUUGAGCCCUCGAGUUUCAUUUAGCCGUGAGUCCCGCGAAGGUGGUGACUCGUCGAAGCUUCCUGGCGUGAUGUCAGAGCAUUCCGUGGAGAAGCCUUCGGAUCCGCCAGAUAAACCAGAUCCGGAACCUUUCGCUGGAGAUUUUGAGUUUCGGCUUGAAGAUCCAGUCGCCAUGCUCCCGGCUGAUGAACUUUUCUCCGAUGGGAAGCUCGUUCCGCUUCAACUCUCUGUGGUUAAACCUUCUUCUACGAACGAGUCGACUUUGCCGGAGGUGAGGUCGCCAGAGGCGGCCAAGGUGGGGCGCUUAACUGAUACUUCCAGUACGGAUCCUUACUUGUUCUCGCCGAAGGCUCCGAGGUGUUCGAGUCGCUGGAAGGAGCUUCUGGGGCUGAAAAAGUUGUACCAAAAUUCAAAUGCUGUCAAGAGUGAGAUGCAGAAAGCGACUUCGUCGUCUUCUUACACUAACAAGUCCUUGAAGCAUUUUCUUCACAGAAGCUCGAGGUCGUCUACUUCCAACUUAGACAACGCUUCGCUUAGCCUUCCAUUGUUGAAAGACUCAGACUGCGAAUUUGUAUCGAUAUCUUCUCGACUUUCUCUUUCGUCUUCUUCCUCCGGCCACGACCACGACGACUUCUCGAGUCUGUCCUUUGAUUCGGACAAGCCCAACCCGAGCCCGAUAUCCAUCCAUCGGAACCCGAAUCCAGCUCAGCCAAAAAAGAGAUUCGUGAAGCCAAGGGCGGGCUCAAUUGAUAAUAACCAAAGACCAUUGGCAGAUCAUCCACUAUGUAAUCGGGCAGGAAGGAGCCCGAUACGCCGAGCCGUCGGGGAAUCUGGUGGGGUUGGCACCAGGGGAGUGUCCGUGGAUAGCCCCAGAAUGAACUCCUCUGGGAAGAUUGUAUUUCAGAGCUUGGAACGAAGCUCGAGUAGUCCCAGUAGCUUCAAUGGUGGACCCAGGUUUAAGCAUAGGGGAAUGGAACGAUCGUACUCGGCCAAUGUGAGGGUAACUCCGGUUCUGAAUGUUCCGGUCUGUUCGCUGAGAGGAUCCUCAAAAUCCGGUUCAGUAUUUGGGUUUGGCCAACUUUUUUCAUCCCCUCAAAAGAAAGAAGGCGCUGGCAGUGGUGGAAACAAGGGCCAUCCAUACAGCAACAGUAGGCACCGCGUUGAUCGAAAUUAAAUUGAUAAUUAUAAAACACCGUUACGGCGUUAAGAAGAGAGGGUAACAUUUGGGCUGUCUUUCUUAGUUUACCCCACAAAUUUCGGUUCAUGCUCUUGAUUUUGAAUGAAUGAAAAUAUUGCAGUUAUUGUUAAUUGGGAUUAACUUGCUCGUUUUUUAGUCAUUAGAUAUCAUGUAAAUAUUCGGGGUAGUAGGAUUUGGAUGUUCUUGAAUGAUAGCGGCGACGAUGACGAUCCAGUUCUUGUUUCUAACUGGUUGAGCUUUGAACGCCCAUCUGGCUGCUUUUUGUUAUCUUCUGACCUGAAAGUUAUGGAAUCUCUCUGAUUUAUGCUUC
Molecule: messenger RNA, 1919 nt
Organism: Prosopis cineraria
Lineage: Eukaryota; Viridiplantae; Streptophyta; Magnoliopsida; Fabales; Fabaceae
Exons: 1
Coding region: 326-1585 (419 amino acids)
Source: RefSeq, a predicted model, not a curated record